Lethenteron reissneri (Far Eastern brook lamprey) is the source of this 2211-nucleotide messenger RNA. Its product is annotated as leucine-rich repeat and immunoglobulin-like domain-containing nogo receptor-interacting protein 3. Gene Ontology annotation, molecular function: protein binding. NCBI's taxonomy places the organism in Eukaryota, Metazoa, Chordata, Hyperoartia, Petromyzontiformes, Petromyzontidae. Gene Ontology annotation, cellular component: plasma membrane. The record is from RefSeq and is a predicted model, not a curated record.
GGGAGCAGUCGUGCGUCGGCGGGGCUGCUGCUGCUGCUGCUGCUGAUCGAGUUGCGGCUGCUACGGCACGGAGCAAGCGGAGCAAGCGGAGCGCUCCUCUCCUCCUCGCCGAGUUUGAUCCGCGCCGGUGGCGGCGCUCGCUCUCUGUGACUUCGCGACCGGCGUCUUCUCUCCAACCGCGUCCUCGGGAUAAAUUGGUUCACGUGGUCGGCGACGCACGUGCAAGGACAUCGGAGCACGGUUUGGGAAGCACCGCUCAGCACUGACGCACCUUUGCAGGCGAGGAGAGGCGAGACAUGCCGAUUGCGGGCGGCCAUGCUGCCGGUGCCGCCGGGCUGCUCGCAGGUGCUGCUCGCGCUCGUGACGGUGGUGCUGCCCGUGCUGGAGAGCAGCGCCAUGGGCUGCCCCGCGCGCUGCGAUUGCUCCGCGCCUCUGCGCUCCGUCGUGUGCCACCGCCGCAAACUGGUGUCCAUCCCCGAGGGCAUCCCCACCGAGACGCGCCUCCUCGACCUGAGCAAGAACCGCCUGCGCGCCCUCUCGGCCGGCGACUUCGCGAGCCACGGCCAGCUGGAGGAGCUGCAGCUCAACGAGAACGUCAUCGCCGGCGUCGAGCCGGGCGCCUUCGGCGGGCUGCCGCACCUGCGCGCCCUCGGCAUGCGCGGCAACCGCAUCAAGCUCAUCCCGCCCGGCGUGUUCGCGGGGCUCGGCAACCUGACGCGUCUCGACGUGAGCGAGAACAAGAUCGUGGUGCUGCUGGACUUCGCCUUCCGCGACCUCCGGCGGCUGCUCGAGCUGCGCGUCGGCGACAACGAGCUGGUGUACGUGACGCGGCACGCCUUCGCCGGCCUCGCGGCCCUCCGCGAGCUGGCGCUCGAGCGCUGCAACCUGACGUCGGUGCCCACCGAGGCGCUGGCGCAGCUGCACGGGCUCUCGUCGCUUCGACUGCGCCACCUGGGCAUCGCCGCCGUCAAGCCGCACGCCUUCCAGCGCCUGCCGCGCCUCCGCUCGCUCGAGAUCGACCACUGGCCCCUGCUGGAGACGCUCGGCGCCGGCAGCUUCUCGUCGCUCAACCUCACGUCGCUCUCGGUCACCAACACGAACAUCACGCAGGUGCCGCGCCUCGCCCUGCAGCCGCUCGUGCACCUGCGCACGCUCGACCUGUCGUUCAACGCCAUCGCCAGCGUCGAGGCGGGCGCCUUCGCGACCCUGACGCGGCUGCGCGAGCUGCGCAUGGAGCGCCUGGGCCUGCUCGUCCUCGAGCCGCGUGCGCUGCAGGGCAUCGAGCAGCUGGGCCUGCUCAACCUGUCCGGCAACGGCCUGCGCACGCUGGAGGAGGGCGCGCUCGAGUCGCCCGGCCUCCUGGAGGUGCUGCGGCUGGACGGCAACCCGCUGGCGUGCGACUGUCGCCUGCUCUGGGUGGUGGCGCUGAACCGGCGGGGCGGGCUGAGCUUCGACGGCAGCGAGCCGUCGUGCGACACCCCGGAAGCCGUGAGCGGUGCCGAGUUCGCCGACCUCCCCGAGCCGCUGCCCAAGGGCUACUUGGCGUGCCGGCGGCCGCGCAUCUCCCCUCGCCGGACCCAGCAGCUGACGGCCGUCGAGGGCCAGGCGGUGCACCUGACGUGCCGAGCCGAUGGCGACCCGGCGCCCGACGUGGCGUGGCUGGCGCCGUGGAAGCAGCGGGUGACGGCGCGGCGGUCGACGGGCCGCCUGGCGGUGCUGCACGACGGCACGCUGCUGAUCCGCCGCGCGCAGGCGUCGGACGGGGGCCCUUACGUGUGCGUGGCGAGCAACGCGGGCGGCAACGACAGCGCGCGCACGCUGCUCUCGGUGCGCGGCUUCUCGCCGCAGCCGCUCUACAUCAACGAGACGGCGGCGGGCGCGGGGGCAGGCGGCGCCGCCGCGGCCGCAGCUGCCGCCUCCGCCAACAGCAACAGCAACAACAACGGGUCGGCGGGCGAGGAAGAUGACGUGUGGGGCCUCGGGAUGUCGCACGGAGACAUCAAGACGGUGCUGGUGGCGAUCGCGAUCGGCUGCCUCACCUUCCUUGGCGUGGUGCUGCUCUGCCUGCUCGUCGUGUUCACGUGGAGUCGCGGGAAGGGCAAGCACAGACAGAGCGUCCACAUCACGUACGUGCCCAAGAGGCAGGCGGGCAGCGCCACGCCCCAGGCCGGGGCACAGCCGCACCAGCGGAUUUUUAUGAAAAUGUUUUAG